Salvelinus fontinalis (brook trout) is the source of this 4359-nucleotide messenger RNA. RefSeq names its product ribitol 5-phosphate transferase FKRP-like. The record is from RefSeq and is a predicted model, not a curated record. Bases 246 to 1853 code for a protein of 535 amino acids. Lineage: Eukaryota; Metazoa; Chordata; Actinopteri; Salmoniformes; Salmonidae. The transcript is spliced from 2 exons. Gene Ontology annotation, cellular component: Golgi apparatus. Gene Ontology annotation, biological process: protein O-linked glycosylation via mannose.
GCUAUUGCACUGGUGGUGUCUCCAUGGUGUGCUUAGCUCAGCCACCUUUCCACACAGCGAGCGAAUUCGAUGUAACGUUACGUGCAUUAUGCUAUUCCAGCAGCUGGCCAUUACUCUUCCGAUGCACAUAGGCUGUAGCUCUUUACAGAUGGGGUCCUGAUGUUUAUGGACAGGCUUUCUGAAUAGAGAGCUCCAUCCUAUACCUUCUCCUUUCCCUGAGCCAGACGAGCACAGCAAGAGGUGCCAUGCGGGUGAGUUUCUGCCAGGGCCUUCUGACUGGAGCCAUCGCUCUGAACCUGCUCAUCCUCUACUACGUCUCCCAAGCCCAGCAACAGAUGAUGGAGAAACGCCGGGACCCAGGAAGGGGCUCCAGGAAGGCUGCCUUACCUGCUUCCGGACUGGAGGGCGGCAUGGGGGGCCUGGUAGGGGUCGGCGCGGGGAUGGUUGGCGCUGGAGGUGUCGGGGGAGAGGGGAACAGCCACGGCCCUCGUGUGACUGUCCUCCUACGGGAGUUUGAGAAUUUUGAGAACUACGUCGGUGAUGUGGCACGCUCCUUCCAGCACCAGAGACCUGAGCUGCCCUUCCUGGCUGUGUCUGACACCCCGCCCUACCCCCCUCUGUCUCUCCCCGAGGGGGCCCGUCUCCUGGUGCUCUCCCCCAGCCCCGAGCAGCCCCCGCAGGCCCACCGACCAGAGUUCCACGUCCAGACAGAGUUUGUGCUGCUGGUGCCUGACGGGGUGGAGCUGGAGCAGGGCCGGGCUGUGGAGAGGCUGAUCCGGGAGCUGGAGGGGGAGGGUGGGGGGCCCGUGAGGCUGGUGGCUUCCCCAGUGUUGGCACGCUCGGCCGUUCAGUGCCUGCACCUGCGGGUCAGUCUGAGAGAGUGGACGGCCACCUAUUCCACAGCGGCGUCUGGGAGCAGUGGUAGCGUGUGUUCAGCCCUUCAGGGGGACGUGGUGGUCCUCAUCCGCUCUGAGGACCUCUUCAACCUGUCUGUCCCACUGGGGAGGCCACUGCUGCCCUCACUCUUCAUCCAGACCUCCCUGCAUGGCUGGAAGGUCAAGCUUCUGGAGAGCCCCGGCAUCUCCCCCAGCCACCGACCUCUCUUCAGCUCAGCCCACAACCAGUGGAAGGCAGACAGCCAUCUGAAGGAGGCCACUAGCCGGCUGAUGAGGAACUUUGGGCUGAAGCGUCUCCUACUGGCUGAUGGGAAGGAGCAGUGGCACGGUUGUGGGAAGGAGACGGAGCGUUGCUUCGGUACGGUCCGGGAUGACACCCCUGAGUACCUGUACCUGGAGCGCUGGACACCUCCCUGCUGCCUGCGCGCACUACGCGAGACCACCAAGUAUGUGAUCAACAUUCUGGAGAGCUCCGGGGUGCGCUACUGGCUGGAAGGAGGCUCCCUGCUGGGGGCGGCCCGCCACCAGGACAUCAUCCCCUGGGACUAUGACGUGGACCUGGGCAUCUACCUGGAGGACGUGCCUAACUGUGACUACCUGAAGAACCUGGACUCUGGUUCUCUGGUGGACGCUAACGGCUAUGUGUGGGAGCGGGCAGUGGAGGGGGACUUCUAUAGGGUGCAAUACAGUGAGGCUAACCACCUCCACGUGGACCUGUGGCCCUUCUACCCGCGAAACGGCGUCAUGACCAAAGACACGUGGAUGGAGCACAAACAGGAUGUGGAGUUCCCCGAGCACUUCCUGCAGCCGCUGGUGCAAAUGCCAUUCGCCGGCGUCACCGCCUACGGCCCGAACAACCACCGCGCCUUCCUGGAGCUCAAGUUUGGGGAGGGGGUCAUCGAGAACCCCCAAUACCCCAACCCUGCCAAGAAGAGGCUGGAUAGGAGCCGGCUGUGAGGGAGGGGUGUGGCUGGGACCUUUGCAGUUUUCAUGUUGCCCACCAAAAGGACAAAACGAUUCUAGCCACAACCCAAAACAUAUACAGUUGAAGUCGGAAGUUUACAUACACCUUAGCCAAAUACAUUUAAACUCAGUUUUUCACAAUUCCUGACAUUUAAUCCUAGUAAAAAAUCCCUGGCUUAGGUCAGUUAGGGUCACCACUUUAUUUUAAGAAUGUGAAAUGUCAGAAUAAUAGUAGAGAGAAUUAUUUAUUUCAGCUUUUAUUUCUUUCAUCACAUUCCCAGUGGGUCAGAAGUUUACAUACACUCAAUUAGUAUUUGGUAACAUUGCCUUUAAAUUGUUUCACUUGGUUCAAACAUUUCAGGUAGCCUUCCACAAGCUUCCCACAAUAAGUUGGGUGAAUUUUGUCCCAUUCCUCCUGACAGCUGGUGUAACUGAGUCAGGUUUGUAGGCCUCCUUGCUUGCACACGCUUUUUCAGUUCUGCCCACAAAUUUUCUAUAGGAUUGAGGAUAGGGCUUUGUGAUGGCCACUCCAAUACCUUGACUUUGUUGUCCUGAAGCCAUUUUGCCACAACUUUGGAAUUAUGCUUGGGGUCAAUGUCCAUUAGGAAGACCCAUUUGCGACCAAGCUUUAACUUCCUGACUCAUGUCUUGAGAUGUUGCUUCAAUAUAUCCACUUAAUUUUCUCUCCUCAUGAUGCCAUCUAUUUUGUGAAGUGCACCAGUCCCUCAUGCAGCAAAGCACCCCCACAACAUGAUGCUGCCACCCCCGUGCUUCACGGUUGGAUUGGUGUUCUUCGGUUUGCAAGACUCCACCUUUUUCCUCCAAACAUAACGAUGGUCAAAGUACGUUCAUCUCUAGGAGGCAGAACGCUUCUCCUUCCUGAGCGGUAUGAUGGCUGCGUGGUCCCAUGGUGUUUAUACUUGCGUACUAUUGUUUGUACAGAUGAACGAGGUACCUUCAGGCGUUUGGAAAUUGCUCCCAAGGAUGAACCAGACUUGUGGAGGUCUACAAUUCUUUUUCUGAGGUCUUGGCUGAUUUCUUUUGAUUUUCCCAUGAUAUCAAGCAAAGAGGCACUGAGUUUGAAGAUAGGCCUUGAAAUACAUCCACAGGUACACCUCCAAUUGACUCAAAUGAUGUCAAUUAGCCUAUCAGAAGCUUCUAAAGCCAUGACAUCAUUUUCUGGAAUUUUCCAAGCUGUUUAAAGGCACAGUCAACUUAGUGUAUGUAAACUUCUGACCCACUGGAAUUGUGCUACAGUGAAUUAUAAGUGAAAUAAUUUGUCUGUAAACAAUUGUUGGAAAAAUUACUUGUCAUGCACAAUGUAGAUGUCCUAACCAACUUGCCAAAACUAUCGUUUGUUAACAAGAAAUUUGUGGAGUGGUUGAAAAACAAGUUUUAAUGACUCCAUCCUAAGUGUAUGUAAACUUCCGACUUCAACUGUACCUACAUGACAGGUCAAUUGAAGACUCCUUUCAGAGGUCCAUUAUUCUGUGGACCUCUGAACCUCCAUUCUUAUUCUAUAAGUAUUUAUACAUUCAAAACGGUAUUCUGUUUCACAUCAUUUUCCAGUACAUACAUGACCAGGUAUUUAGUAAGAAAUUACAUGGUAAAAUGGUAAUUACACAGUAAUUAUAUAUUUAAAAAAUCUAUCUUUUUGGGGGUACCAUUAAGUACAAGGUGGUUAUCAAUUGUUUUGAAUUCUUUGAAGUAGUACCAGGAAGUGUUAGCUAUUAUUACCACAUAGUUUCCUAGAAAUUUUCAGGUGCUCAUCAAAGUGCUACCAGAUAUCCAAUGACAUAUCCACCACAACAUCAGCUGCUGUUAAGCAAUAUCUGACACAAUUCAGUGUCGAUAGCUGUGUUCUUAUUGAUGUUAUGAGUAUAAAUGUGUUGGUCAAUUGUGUCCUAAAGCUAAAGAUAUAUUUCAUGUAGUACAUGUGCAGAUGUGUUGCACGGAUGCACUUUCUUAUUUGAGAUGUGUGUACUUCAUGUUCAGUGUAUGAGAUCUAUGACUUUAGACCUUUUGAACUGUCGACUGAUGCCACCGGGUAGGCCUUGGCAUGUUCCAUCAGCAUGCCGAUUAUGGCCAUCCCAUUUCCCAGUGGUAAAAUGAGGAGUUUUCUCUUCAACUCUGACUCGGAUAUUCACGUGAGGCCUUGGAUAAAACCUCUAUCAGUCCAUGCGGGUGCAUUCAAAUCCCAGGUAUGAAUUAGCAAAAAUGAAACUAUCCACUAGUUUAUCCAAUAUUCUAAAUGAAAUGUGUGUGUGUGUGUCAUCUGUUGAGUGUUGCUGUCACAUUUGUGUCCUGCCUUGACUGGAAUGUAAAAAGUCAUCGGAGUUGUGAGUGAAAGACUGAUGUCAAAUAGGUGUUGUUUUGCUUGACCUGUCAUUUUACAAGUGAGGAAAAAGGCUCAAAACUCACCAGCACAUUAACCAGAGUCUUGCUGUUAAUGUGUCACUAUUUCAUGGACUGAAAAAAUGUAAAAUGAUUUAUAACACCA